AGCUGUGGACGUUGCAAACGAAAUGCUUGAAGCAUUAAACUUUUCCGUAGCUUUGGAAUACAUUUAUCAGUUACCAUGGUGACGACCGAAAUUAUGUGACAAUCUUCCCUAGGCUAGAGAACUAUUCAUAGGCAGGAAGGAAAAUCGAUUCGUACAAUUGGUUGACUAUGGCAAGUACCAACCCUGCUAAAGAUCCAAAUGAAUCCUCUGAAAUGGCGACCCCUACAUCAGAGAGCAUUGUGCAAGCAUUCACGGUUUAUGCUUCCAGCAAAGAUGCAGAAAUCAAGGAGUUGAAAGCUCAACUUGCAGCGGCUGAGAGUGAAAAUUUGGACUUGAAAAGUCAAAAAGCCACAUGGUUCUUGGAGAAGAAAUCUCUCAGUGAUCGUGUAGAGAGGCUUGAAAGAGAGUUGAAGAUGCUGCAGGAUCUUCAACGACGUCAAGCAGCAGGCGUGUCAAGCAUGGGUGUGUCGACUGAUGGCAGAGGCGAUGCUGCACCGGGGCCGCUGCUUUCCAGAGUUGAGAGCCUUGAGAAAGGCAUGGCAAGUGUCCGGAUUGGAGGUGAGCAUCCCGAGUCUUGCCCUUCGCCCGUCUGCUCGGAGCAUCUUGUGGAAACGGAUGGCCAGAUCACCGACUUGCCCAACACCCAUCUAAAGUCAGCACUACUGGCCGGAUCCGACGUUCCGCAGACAGAAACAACAGCUGCAGGAGAAGGCAAAGUACCGGCAGGAAGAGCGGCAGUCCCGGCUGAGACCAAAGCCGCAGCUAUGGCCUCCCAACAAGGCGCCUUUGACAAGCUUGAGAGCAGAAGUUACAGCUUCGUCCAAGUCUCCAGCAAGGAAAAAGUGACCGAGUGUCCCGUCAGUACAGAAAUGAUGGAAUGGCUCUCGGAAAAUCUCACCCUUGCUGACUGGAAACCGUUGAUGCGAAAGCUGGGACUUACGGACGUCGAGAUCGGGAAUGCAAGUUUUGGCCACCCACACGUAGUGGAGCAACGCUACCAGUGUUUGCUGCACUGGCGUAAGACACACUCCAGAUCAGCCACAGUCCCCACCUUGCUGACUGCCAUCCGUGCGAAGUCGCUGCAUCAGCUGGCCAGGGAUUUCUGCAAGGAGUUCCCUGCGGAGAGCUCCCCUGUUGAAACCAAGCGGGAGUCUACACCUGAGCUCACGAGGAAUUUUUUAAGUAACCUGGAGAGGUUCUUGGAUCCAUUUGUUGCUGACUUCGACGCCCUUAAGCAAGACCUGCACAAUGGCCCCAGAAUUUCUCAAGGGCAGUGCCUCAAGAUCGGAUACCGAUCGCAAGAGGGAAACGGCCGACUUGACACUGUCAUGGAGGACUGGAGUUCUACGUAUUACAAGAAGAAUAACUCGGACAGCGAGUUGGACAAACGCUGGGCGCUUCGGAAGUUUCUCCAGAACUGUGGAAAAGAAGUACGAGCUAUCUUCAAGAAACACGUCAACCAGGGAGGAGUGAUAGGCCCUGCUGCGGGAGAUGAUGCCAAGAUUGGCAAUUUGCCCUACUCGACGAUUCAAGACAUUGAGGAGAUGCUGAGCUACACCGAUGGUGUGCGCAACUGGAAGGAUCUAGCCGAUUGGCUGAGGAAGCAGCACCCAAGCGUCUUUCAGCCGGUCACCAAGAACAAGAUACGACUUUGGGAGAACGACCCUGACCCACGCAAGGGCGCCAAGAGUGUUUUGCAAGUCUGGGAGACCACCACCCAAGCCAAAGUGGGCGCCCUCUAUUCGUGGCUGGUGGAGAACGGACGCCUGGAUAUAGCAAAGGUCUUGGAAUAAUUAAGUAAGGCAGAACACUGCUGUAGCAAAAAAAAAGAUUGUCUUGUUUAGCAGUCGUUCCUUAUAGUGAUUCCAAGAUGGCGUUUUGUGUACAUAAGGUGACUUGUAUGUUGCACAUCCCAACUGUAAUUUGAAUUUUGGACUUUUUGAGAUACGGUCAAUUUUUGGAAUUACGGAGGCCACUGUUUCAUCCAACGAAUGCUGAAGUCCAUACAGAAAGAUAGCGAGACGUAUCUUGGGCAAAAUAGAUACAUGUAAUGACAUAUGUUUAGAUAAAUCCUUGUUGUGCUAAAUGUGACGAGACAAAAGGGUGUAACAAGUUACGUCUUUUUGCCAACUUAUACAGUAUAUUUUGGGGUUUGGCAUCAAAAUGUCAUAAUGUGUAUAACAUAAUGAUAAUCCGGAGGCCCCUGCAGUCAAUUUAUUUGUUCAACUUUACAAUAAUGUGUACUCGAUAUAUGUAUGUAUGUCUUAUUUUUGUGAUUAUUUAUGGUCAAACCAUGCAACUGGCUUUUAAAAUUUUUUUUACUGAAAAUCAACGAUGACAAAGGAACUGAAAUUUGUUCCAUAUUUUUACAUGAUGAUAUAUAAUCUGUGGUAGAAUAAUUGGCUAACUGAAUGCAAAGGAAAAAGAUAGAUGACCUUGACAUUUUAACCCAAUUUAUCUGGGGGGGUUUUGGGAGGGGGGGGGGGGGAGAUGGGGAACAAAAUAUGUAUUGGGCGAGUUAACCAAGUUGAAGUCUUAUUGGAUAAUCUUUUACCUGGUGAGCGCGGACAACACAUGUAAUUGUUUUUUUUCCCCUUGCAAGUUGCACUCGCUAGAUAAUUUUAUUUCUAUUGUUUUUUUAUUAUUUUUUUUUGGCUUCCCCAAUAAAAAGAGUAGCUGAUUUCAGGCACGAGAAUGAAUUUCAAUGAAAAAAAACAAGGAAAUGUGUAAAAUCAGGAAUGAAGGAUGUGAAAUCAGGCAAAAAAGGCCACAAAACAAAUAAAAACGCGGAAAUUUGGGCAUCAAAGAAACUGGAAUUCCUGUUUGAACAGGAAGAUUCUCAUGCCUGAAUGUUUCUAAGAAGGGGAUGCCAAAAUAGACCAAGGUGUCCGUAUAGUGUGUAUAUAUAUAAAGUAUACCAGAGACAGGAAUGGAAAUUUACUGAUAUUGUAGGGAAUUUGCUAAAGUAUGGUGUGGAUUGGGUUUCUUUACCUAUGCUUUUUAAAAGUACAGAUUAUUAUUUGUUUUAACUCGUAACUAAAAUUAGUAUCGAUUGCAUUCCAUUGUAUUUUACAUUUCAUAACUGGAGCUGGUUUACUAAACUGUAAAAAAAAAAAAAAGGAACCCCCCAAACAAAUUUACAAGAAAAAGUUAAUAGACAUUGGUGUCAGAAAAUGUAUUUAUGUAAAUAAUUGUACAGCUUAUGCACAUUACAUGUGAUCUUUUCCAACAAAUUAAAAAAAACAACAAAAAAAAACCAGUGUAUAGAUAUUAUUGCUCACAUAUCAGUCACAUAUUCUGUCAAUAUUUGUGACAGCCUAUUCAGAUUGUGUGAAAGCACCAAGAAUGAAGAAAUACAACAGAAAAAAAAUGUUCCUCAAUAAAAAAAAAAUAAGUGUACAGAUAUUGCUGUCAAAAAAAUCAGACACUUUUUCUGUAAAUAUGGUCUAACAAAACAACAGUAAAAAAUUGCUUGCCUCCCUUUGUGUUUAUAACUGUGAGAGUCUCGUUGGGCACAAGACAAAAUCAUCCAAGUUGUGAACUCCUCUUCCCUAGCUUUGUUUGAUAAAUCAAUCACAGUUUUAAGAACAUUGGUCCGCGCACUCAGAAUUUUUGGGGGGAUUGCUCCUAGCACCGAUUUGGGGCAGCAUAACGAGGCUUGACAAUUGAUGUUCAGUCGAGUCUCGUUAAUACAAACUCGUUCGGACCUUGCCAAAUCGUUUGUUAUAUCAGAAUUUUGUAUUAAGAGGAACACCAGCCCCAUUCAUUGUGCACAUAAAUGCACAGUCGGGACCAAGGCCUUAUGUUUGUUAUAACCAGAAUUUGGUAUUAACAGAGUUUGUACCAACGAGAGUCGACUGUAUAUCAUGUAGCAUCUACAACACCUGUGCGUUAAUUAGUCUGGCACCGUGUGUUUCACAUAUUUCCAUGUGUAGAAAAUAAGUCAAGAGUCCAUGCGGAUGCAAAAGUGGCUGUUUUAACCAUCUUUCAGCUUACACUAUGAAAGGCUUAGCUGUUCCGAAUCAGUCAAACAUAAUUUUGUGCACUCUGGGACCGGCUUUAACAUACUUGUCCUGUUUUUGGGAUACCAAUGUUUGGCAUUGACUUAAAAUUUGCAUGAAGAUUGCUUUAAAAUAGAUUAUAAAGCUAAAAAUAUUUUAGUUUAGAAGAUUACCGUAUGUACGCUGCAUUGGGGUACAUUCUUUCAAGUGAAAAAAUAUAUUAUGUGCAGAGUUUUUUUAAUUAUAAUAACAGUUGAUGAAUUUUUGUUUUCAUUGUGUCUGUAAUAUUGGAACCUGUGCGACAAUAAGAUUCAAGGCAUAAAAUUCCCAGUAGAACCACGUGCGUAGAAUUUUUUGUUGAGUUUUUGAUUUUUGAUCUUUCAAAUAUUAAUGUCUUCCCAAAAAAAAACAGGAAAAAGCUUAAAUGAAAUAAAAUAAUUUUUAGUUACAUUAAGUAAAUACAAACACAUUUCAAAUUGUGUUUUUCUUAAAAAAAGUGAAACGUGCUGCAGUUUCCAAUAUUGUGACAAUUUACAUGUGUGUACUCGGUACUUUGUAACAAAAAAUCUGCAGUACAUGUAUGUAUAUUAAUUUGCUUUAUCAGAUUGAUUAAUAAUCAUGUAUAUAUACAAGAUGUACUGUUUUAAACAGACAUAUAAUAAAAAAAAUGUAAAAACUUAUAAUGCAAAGUCUUUACAAUAAAGUCAAACUUUUUAAAAUAUGUACAUUAAAACUGUGAUAGACUCCAAACAUAUAAUGAGACAUGCAAUACAUUUCCUCGAUUAUUUUAAUUAGAAAUUUUCGGCCAGCAUUCUACAUAUUGGUCUGAUCAUUUUGUGUUUGUGUGGUUGACGCCACUUCUAUGUCCUGUGAUAUAAAAAGUUAAUGGACACCAUUUACAACAAAAAAUGGGUUUUUGCGGAUGGCAAGGAACAAGAAUACAAUAAAUAUGAAGCAGCUUAUUUAAAAAACUAAAUUGUCGAAAUUUCAGCUCGGUGUAUAUACUUUUUGAGAAAAUUGUGAAAUGCAUUUUCAAUUUUCUUGUCACACAGAACAGGUUUCUAUUCAAAGCAUAAUGGUUUGGUCCUAAACAUCGCAAGAAAAUAAUGGUAAUUCCUCUUUUCUUGGAAAAAAUGACGGCACACUAGGUGCAACAUAUCACAAUGAAGUAGGAUAUUUCAUGAUAUUUUUGACAGUUAGUUGUUGCAAAUGGUGUCCGUUACUUUUAAGGAACCUAAACAAUCACACGUCGACCAAGGCUUCGUGUUGGCUGUCGUAUGACCCUUGACCUCUGACCUCUAGCGCCUGAGCUGUUUCCCCCAGCAUACCUUGGAAGAUAAAUUUGCCCCUGAAGCCACGUUGUGCCUGUUUUAAAAACCAAAAAAAUGACCGAAAAGAAAGGAAGAUUACAUUUCUUGCUAUAAUUAUAUUUUUGGAGUAAUUGGAUGUCAUUACUCUAAUUACUGCCCUGUAUCAUGCUUUUAAAGUAACAAGUCAAAAGGGGAAACUACUUUUGUUUUCGUUAAAAAUGCGUAGACUUUAAAGAAAAGGUCUGAUUUAUUUUUUAGAAUGCUGUAUCAAGAAAACUGCUUGCAGAAGUAUGGUGUUACAGUUGACUCUCGUUUAAACAAGCUUUGUUUAUACAAAUUCUGGUUAUAGAGAAUAUAAAGUCUUGGUCCUCACUGUGAAUUUAUGUCCAUGGGAGCCAUGCUCCUCUUAAUGCAAAAUUCUGAAAUAAACAUUUGGGUGGUGAGUUUGUAUUAAUGAGAGCUGACCGAAUUUUGGGUGUAGUUGUGUGUAUGGUUCAUGCUAGACGAGCAUAAGUAUCCUACAUGUUACAAUGAACAACUCGAAAACAAAUCUGAAAUAAACUGCUUAUAAACAAUAAAGAAAUCUUAGUGCCACGGUGUGCAGAUUUCA
Messenger RNA from Patiria miniata (bat star), 5921 nucleotides. RefSeq lists its product as uncharacterized. Gene Ontology annotation, biological process: signal transduction. The coding region runs from base 168 to 1793 and encodes 541 amino acids. Lineage: Eukaryota; Metazoa; Echinodermata; Asteroidea; Valvatida; Asterinidae. The transcript is spliced from 7 exons. Gene Ontology annotation, molecular function: protein binding. The record is from RefSeq and is a predicted model, not a curated record.